UGACCCAAUCCUGGUGCAAAGAAAGAUGUCGAAAGGGGAAGCUCUCCAGAGGGGCAAAUCGAUCGCACGGUUCAAGAGGACUUCCCUCACCUCCGAUGCGAACAAAAUGUUGCCCAAGCAGACAGCUCGCUACUUGGCGUUCGCCGACCCCAGUGAUCCGAAAGUGAAGGAAAUGCUGGCGGCUGUUUUGUUGAAGGACAGGAAGGGCGUCGACGAAAAGGAAAAGGAAGGAGAACAGAAAAACCUCAUCGGGAUCCUCAAGGCUGCCGAGGCUCGGAACCGCCUUCGGAACGCGCGACUUCAGUAUCAGAACCUGAGGGCACAAGAGAUCAAUUUCCUCAUCUCCUUCCAGAGGAACGCCAAGGGUGCUGUGAGACUAGAAGUCUUCCUUCCCCCUAGAAGGCACCUUUAUCGGACUGCAUGGACACCGAUCAGGGCUGCCCAGUCCGUGGCUGACCAUAAGACCUAG
Molecule: messenger RNA, 469 nt
Organism: Pogona vitticeps (central bearded dragon)
Lineage: Eukaryota; Metazoa; Chordata; Lepidosauria; Squamata; Agamidae
Source: RefSeq, a predicted model, not a curated record